Molecule: messenger RNA, 1086 nt
Organism: Apis laboriosa (Himalayan honeybee)
Lineage: Eukaryota; Metazoa; Arthropoda; Insecta; Hymenoptera; Apidae
Gene: REG
Product: proteasome activator complex subunit 3
Exons: 5
Coding region: 71-820 (249 amino acids)
Biological process (GO): positive regulation of endopeptidase activity; regulation of proteasomal protein catabolic process; regulation of G1/S transition of mitotic cell cycle
Cellular component (GO): nucleoplasm; proteasome activator complex; cytoplasm
Molecular function (GO): endopeptidase activator activity
Source: RefSeq, a predicted model, not a curated record
ACUUCCUGUUUGAAGUUGUACGUUACAACAAAGGGACAGUGUGGUUAUAUUUUAUAAACUUUUUUUUUUCAUGGAGUGUAUAAUGGCGGAUACUACAGCACAGAAGGUUCAAGAAUACAAGGAUUCCUUAAAAACAAAAGCUGAACAACUAUUAUUAAAAGGAUUUCCAGAAAAGAUUGUUAAAUUGAAUGAAUUAUUGGAAACCCCUGGUUUUUGCAAUAGAAAAUUAUCAGAUGUUCAUCAAGAUUUAAAUGUACCCAUUCCAGAUCCUAUUAUUCUUAAUCAUUCCGAAAAUGAUUCUACUACAAAAAAACGAAAAGUAGAUAAUAGUAUAGAUGAUACCAGUGGAACCAAAGUGAUGGUUUUACCAAAUGGACCUGUACCUUGUAACAAGCCCUUGUGUGAUCUUAUUCACAUAGUCAAACCUUAUAUUCGACAACUAUUGGAAGAUUCUAAUUUGUUGAAAAUGUGGAUUUCAUUUUUGAUUCCAAAAAUUGAAGAUGGUAAUAAUUUUGGUGUGUCAGUACAAGAAGAUACACUUGCUGAAAUACAGUCAGUUGAAAGUGAAGCUGCUGCAUUUUUCGAUCAAAUAUCUAGGUAUUUUAUCUCUAGAGGAAAGAUUGUUAGUAAAGUUGCAAAAUAUCCACACAUCAGCGAUUAUAGAAGAGCAGUUCAAGAAUUAGAUGAAAAAGAAUAUGUAAGCUUAUGGCUAGUUAUGUGCGAGGUCCGUAAUCGUUAUUGUUCUUUGCACGAUUUGGUAAUCAAGAACUUGGAGAAGAUAAAAAAACCUCGCUCUUCCAACGCGCAAUCUUUGUAUUAAAUGCUAUAUAUGCUAUUUCUAUUGAAUAAUGUACAGGAUUGUAAUGGAAAAAAGAAACAAAAAGAAAAAAAAUCUGCACGCCGGAGAGAGUGUUAUUCUUGAUUUUUCAAUAGAAAAUUCAAAUUAUUUUUUUUUAUUCGGUCGCCGUGACGUUGACUCAUUGUCAUUCACUUGAGCCAUAUCCAAAGCAAUCUAAAUCGGCAUUAUAAGUUACAAUGAUAAUGAUUCUGCACACUUUAGCAAAAAAUAUAUAUAUGAAAGGAAAA